Messenger RNA from Spea bombifrons (plains spadefoot toad), 2403 nucleotides. It is a transcript of the gene RAD21, whose product is annotated as RAD21 cohesin complex component. The record is from RefSeq and is a predicted model, not a curated record. Lineage: Eukaryota; Metazoa; Chordata; Amphibia; Anura; Pelobatidae. Gene Ontology annotation, biological process: replication-born double-strand break repair via sister chromatid exchange; synaptonemal complex assembly; mitotic sister chromatid cohesion. Gene Ontology annotation, cellular component: cohesin complex; synaptonemal complex. The transcript is spliced from 14 exons. Gene Ontology annotation, molecular function: protein binding; chromatin binding. The coding region runs from base 194 to 2062 and encodes 622 amino acids.
CAGUAAACAUCCUGCGGAUUUGAAAGCGGCGUUUGGGCGGCCGGAAGGCGCAUGACCGCCAUCUUGUUUAUUUGAGUAGAUCUGGGAGCGAGAAAAAAGGAGGGAGGCAACGGCGGUCGCCCUGAGGAGGGACCGGAAUACGGCGCCAGCGCUCUGCGGUCUAUUCCUUUGUUUUUAACCUAAUCCGGAAAAAAUGUUCUACGCGCACUUUGUUUUGAGCAAGAGGGGGCCGCUAGCCAAAAUUUGGCUAGCGGCCCAUUGGGACAAGAAGCUGACCAAAGCCCAUGUGUUUGAGUGCAACUUGGAGAGCAGCGUGGAGAGUAUUAUUUCACCCAAGGUAAAGAUGGCUCUCCGAACUUCUGGGCAUCUUCUCUUGGGUGUUGUUCGAAUCUACCACCGGAAAGCAAAAUAUCUUCUUGCUGACUGUAACGAAGCUUUCAUCAAAAUUAAGAUGGCUUUUCGUCCUGGUGUUGUGGAUUUGCCAGAAGAGAACAGAGAAGCUGCUUAUAACGCCAUCACGCUGCCAGAGGAGUUCCAUGACUUUGACCAGCCCUUACCGGAUUUAGAUGACAUUGAUGUGGCCCAGCAGUUCAGCUUGAACCAGAGCAGAGUGGAAGAGAUCACAAUGAGGGAAGAAGUUGGUAACAUCAACAUCCUGCAAGACAAUGAUUUUGGUGACUUUGGAAUGGAUGACAGGGAGAUGUUGCGUGAUGGCAGUGCCUUUGAAGAUGACAUGUUGGUGAGCACCAGCUCCUCCAACCUCUUGUUGGAGCCGGAGCAAGGUACCAGUCAGCUGAACGAGAAGAGCAACCACCUGGAAUACGAUGAGCAGUACAAAGACGACAACUUUGGAGAAGGAAAUGAUGGAGGAAUUCUAGAUGAUAAACUGUUAAGCAAUGACGGAGGAGGCAUCUUUGAUGACCCACCAGCUAUCCCUGAUGAAGGUGUCGCAAUGCCUGCACAGCCUCCCCAUGAUGACGAUAUGGAUGACGAUGACAUCGUUUCAAUGGGCGGACCGGAUAGUCCAGAUUCUGUUGAUCCGGUGGAACCCAUGCCAACAAUGACAGAUCAGACUACAUUGGUGCCCAAUGAAGAGGAAGCUUUUGCCCUGGAGCCUAUUGACAUCACAGUCAAGGAAACCAAGGCCAAGAGGAAGAGGAAGCUGAUUGUGGACAGUGUUAAGGAGUUGGAUAGCAAAACCAUUCGUGCUCAGUUGAGUGACUAUUCCGACAUUGUCACUACCCUGGACCUUGCACCCCCCACAAAGAAACUGAUGAUGUGGAAGGAGACAGGCGGUGUUGAGAAGCUCUUUUCCUUACCUGCUCAGCCUUUGUGGAAUGUCAGACUACUGAAGCUAUUUACACGCUGUCUUACACCUGUUGUACCGGAUGAGCUCCGCAAGAGAAGGAAAGGUGGUGAAGCUGACAAUCUGGAUGAGUUCCUUAAAGAAUUUGAGAACCCAGAAGUUCCGAGGGAGGAAAUGAGGCAACAGGAUGUUAUUGAUCAGCCCAUCCUGGAAGAGGCUAGUCGUCUCCAGGAGUCUUUGAUGGAAGGAAGCCGGACCCAGAUGGAUGAAACUGUCAUGCCUCCUCCACCUCCUCAGCAAGGCGUCAAGCGUGAUUCGCAACAAAUGGAACCAGAGCCUGUAAUGCCGCAACCAGAGCCGCAGAUAGAAAUGCCCCCAAUGGAACUCCCCCCAGAGGAGCCUCAGAACAUCAAUGAGCUGAUCCCAGAACUCAACCUUCUACGAGAGAAAGAAAAGGAUGAGGAGGAGGAGGAAGAAGAGGAGGAGGAUGCUACAGGGACCGAACAGGAUCAGGAGGAGAGACGAUGGAACAAGAGAACCCAGCAGAUGCUACAUGGGCUUCAGAGAGUUCUUGCUAAAACCGGAGCGGAAUCCAUCAGUUUGCUUGACUUGUGCAGAAACACAAACCGCAAGCAAGCGGCAGCAAAGUUUUACAGUUUCCUUGUACUUAAAAAGCAGCAAGCCAUAGAGCUGACCCAGGAGGAGCCUUACAGCGACAUCAUCGCCACACCAGGACCAAGAUUUCAUAUCGUGUGACCUGUCAAAAUAUCCAUGGACCUUUUUUUAUGCUGGAGCAGGAUGCAUAGCAUGGCAGAGCAGUAUAGAAAAGGCUUCUCCAACACCCAUUUGGGUCAAAAGAUGUCAUGUUGAUCUGGCCCUUCCUUCCCCCUGCUUACGUUUAUUUUAAUGUAUGUACAAAAGUUUGCCUUUUUUAUUUUCUUUAAGUGUGACAACAAUUUUUAUGCGAUAUAAAUGUGGUUGGGAUGGUUUUUAUUCAGCAGACACCAUAUUUCUCCCGAAUUCUCGUUUUUUUGACCGCUCUCAUGCUGUAACAGUUGUGCGCAGUACUGGAAAAUGGAAUUCCGAGGGUUACUGAA